This is a messenger RNA of Doryrhamphus excisus (bluestripe pipefish), 4988 nucleotides long. NCBI's taxonomy places the organism in Eukaryota, Metazoa, Chordata, Actinopteri, Syngnathiformes, Syngnathidae. The record is from RefSeq and is a predicted model, not a curated record.
AGUUAAACCCCUGGAUCCCUUUUCUGUCCCGUACUUGACUGGACCAGACAAGAAUCUGACAACAGAACAGCCGGUGGUUGUUUUACAAUGCGUGGCCCUCUUCAUCAACACGGCCAUGCUGCUCUGGACCGAAAGCGUCGGGGCGAUGCAGGCCUCGCGGUUCGUUUUAGGUGUGGCGGCGGCCUGCGGUGUAGCCACCUCAUCCUACAUUUACAGCAUAAUAGAUGAGAAGUGGUACUGGAAGGCCACUUCGUACUGCGGAAGCGCCAAGCACCUUGGUUACAUGCUGGGCUCGGCGCUCGGACAGCUGCUUGUCAGCUUCAACCUCAUUACAUACGACAAUAUCCUGGUACUCACUCUUGUUCUCAUCGCCGUGGCGCUCCUGGCCUCCCUUCUUCUACCGACGCCGCGGCAGAGCAUGUUCUUUCGCCACAGAAGUGCUGCUAGGAGAACAUCAAGAGAUGCAUCAAUAACUCAGGAACACAACAUACAAGCACAGCAAAUAUACACAAUUGAGAGCGAAACAGUGAGACAACCGCAGAGUGACGCAAGAAAUGAAGAGGAGGGAAACGUCUCCAAGUGUGAGGACCAAACAAAAAAAGGUGGACAGGUUCUUCUUCAAAUGUGGAGAGACAUUCUUGACUGCUAUUCAUCCAGACGGCUCCUCUACUGGUCGGUGUGGUGGAUCUUGGCAACGGUUGGCUUUAACCACAUGGGCGGCUAUUCUCAGGUGCUUUGGGAGAAUGUGGCGCCUUCUCGGAACAAUAGCGUUUACAACGGUGGGGUGGAGGCAGUGUCCCACCUGUUGAGUGCCGCAGUAGCCUAUGGCGUUGGGUUUGCCGACAUCAACUGGGAGGUGAGGGGCCAGCCGGUUCUGAGCGUUUGCACCGGCCUCGUGGGGGCGACGCUCUUCCUCAUGACCUUCAUCAACAACAUCUGGAUCUGCUACGCCAGUUACGUCGUAUGCUGCUGCAUGGAAACACUCUCCAUGACCGUAGCCACGUACCAGAUUGCUGCAGACCUAUCGACGGAGAGAUACGCGCUAGUUUUCGGCGCCAAUACUUUUGCUGCAUUGACUCUACAGAACAUCAUGACGUCUAUCGUGGUUGACAGUGAAGGCCUGGGACUAGACAUCGUUGUCCAGUUCAUCAUAUAUUCCAGCUACUUCACAGCCAUUGCUAUCGCUUUUGCUCUGCAUGCCCUGUGGUGGACAACACGAAGCGGCAACAAAGAAUUGAAACCCCUGGAUAAUAAUGAAACUGAAUUGAAUCUGGAACCUACCCUCAGUGAACCCGAACUAAAAUGUUAAAAAUUAAAUACUGAUUGAAAUUUUAAUUGGUUAAUUUGUUAAGUAGGUUCUAAGUCGAGCUCCAAAAUGCAAAAAGAAUAUGAGACUAAACAUUAAAUUAAGCAAACAACCAUUAAAUUGAAAUACAGCUGGGCUGCACAGCGGUCAUGUGGUUAGCGCGCAGACCUCGCAGCUAGGAGACCUGGGUUCAAGUCCACCCUCGGCUAUCUCUGUGUGGAGUUUGCAUGUUCUCCCCGUGCAUGCGUGGGUUUUCCUCCCACAUUCCAAAAACAUGCUAGGUUAAUUAGCCACUCCAAAUUGUCCAUAGGUAUGAAUGUGAGUGUGAAUGGUUGUUUGUCUAUAUGUGCCCUGUGAUUGGCUGGCCACCAGUCCAGGGUGUACCCCGCCUCUCGCCCGAAGACAGCUGGGAUAGGCUCCAGCACCCCCCAUGACCCUUGUGAGGAUAAACGAUACAAAAUGAAUGAAUGUUCACCAUCUGAUCAAAAGGUUUUUUUUUUUGCCCAAAAAGUUUUUUUUUUGACGCUGUUCAAAACAAUGUGAUAAAACACCAAUUUGUAUUUACUAGGAAAGAACAAGCAGCAUAUAGACAACCGCCCAAUCUCAAAUCAUCUCAGGUGGGAUCUCCUUGUCAGGCCCUUAACAUUGGAAGCCAUCAGGACUUUGUUCUACCUUUCAAUGCCCCAUAACGAUGGGACCACUAACAACCUAUUUGGCCUAAGGAUGAAUGACCGUCUUACUGCGUCCAACAUUGCUUAGAAGCCUUGCUUAUGCAGCGCAACAAUCUGACUGCAUUCAAAGAACUUUUUUUUUUUUUGCCUUUGCCAAUUUUUUUUUUGCCAAUUUAUUGGUUAUUUGCACUCAAUUUUUCCCCCCAUUUCUUCUUUUUACAUUUUACAAUACUUGUAUAAUAAUGAUAAUGGUAAGAAAUCCAUUAUAAGUCAAGAUCAUAAAAAAGUAAUGACUCACUGCAGCACAAUAAAAAAUUAACCCUUUUUAUAUAUUUAUAUAAACAGCACAAAUAUACAAUAUAGUCAUACAUCAAUAUAAAUGACUGGUUUGGUCAAUUCUUAAAAUCCAUUUGAAUAUAUAUAACUUUAUAUAUAUAUAUACAAAUUAACUUAAAAUUGUCUCUUUUUAUCCGAUGUAAAGUGGUUGUCAGUUCACGAGCCAUCUCGACACGGAUGUAGAGGAACAUUGUGAAAGGGCGGAGCCUGGCAGUCGGCAGCGGGCAGCGGCGGCGGCACGUAACGCAGCGUUAAUUUGUAACCUCGCGUACAAUUUCAUGCAUCAACAUCUCCGGUUUUAACUGACAGUAUUCAGCACAAAUAAACAGUUUGGUUCUUUACAAAUACAGCAACUGGCAGUUAAGUAACCCAAUCGACAAUCUUGUGUUCGAUACAAAUACUGAUAUGCACAAAAAAAAGCGGCUUUCCUGAAAGACGGAAUAUUCAUAGUUUCGGCAUGGAGAUCGACUACACUGCUUGCGAUAACUUUUUUUUUGAUGAUCCGUUGCAGUCACGGGUUUAAAUCGGAGAGGAGGGGAUCAACCUCUCCUUCCGCACGCGCCGUUAGCAUAUACAGUGUCACGACUUGUCACGUCCCGUAGCGGUCGAUCUUCGCCAAAGCUUCCCGUACAAACGUUUUGUGUGUUUUAAAGCUACCUGUGAAACUAAACAGUGAAAUAGGUGCAGACGUGUGAGAGCAGCUGAUUGGCUAUAAGAAGGGAUUUGUCGAAGAACCUCCCGUUGGAUACUGCGCACCUGGACCUGCACCCUGGAAGAGACACGGGCACAAUUUAAGUCAUUUUCAACAUUCUCGAAUAUAUUUAAUUUCAUUUUAUAUAUUUCACAAACCAGAAAAGGGUUGCUGGACAUCACCGGUGCGGCCAUCGCCUGCCCAAAUGGGGUCACCACUGGCUUGCCCGGGGCAAAGACCGAAAAUCCUCCACCUGUAAAAACCCCACAGUUGUUGGAUUUGCAGAGUUCAGCUGGAAUGAUGUGACGUGUCUUGAUUUAUACAUUCACAGCGACACACACACACACACCGUUGGGUUGCUGGGGGUACGGCGGCGCUUGUGCGAAGGGCAUCUGGCCGGGAAAAGGUUGCUGGAAGGUUCCGCUAAAACUGGUGGGGAGGUUGUAGGGUGCAGCGUUGCCAAAUCCGGCCGGCAUGCUCAUGGAGGCGGUGCCAAAUGUGGCUGCAACAUAAAAAUUGAUGUAGAUGAUUUCAUUUAACGCCUGUAAGGAAUCUAGCUCCACACAAAAAACAGCGAAAACAGUGUUGGACGAUGAAUGCGGUACAGACACGCUUUGACCAACCUGCCGCGGCCACGCUUGCCACUCUGUUGUUCUGGAAUGGGUUGACUGGUGCUGUUGCUGGGGCGACACCAGCAGCUACAAAAGGAUUACUUGAAGGACCUGUUGGAGGGUGGGAGGAAAUGAAUGGUUAGCAACCAUGACAAAUGUAGAACAUAACUUUUUCAGGCCAUAGUUUACCCACAGUCCAAUGUAUUCUUGGGGUUAAAGUAGUCAAGGUCAUUCUAUUACCCGGGUAUAGGACAGACUAUGGUAAUGGUAAUGGUUUUAUUUCAUUAAAACAUGCAUCAGAUUACAAUUGAGUGCAUCCCAUAAUCAGUUCACGUUCACCCCUCCAUCUGGUACUUUUACAAUCAGUAACUUACAUUUGUUCACUUCCUGCUUUCCAUAAUACAGUUUAAGGUUUUUAGUUUUUUUUUUUGAUUUUUUUAAUUUUGUUCACUUCCUGCUUUCCUAAUAUAGUUUUUUUUUUGUAUUUAUUUUUAAAUUAAAUUUAUUUAAUUUUUUUAUUUUUAUUUUUUGUCACUUACCAAAGUAGGAGGUGAUAUGAGCAUCCAAUGCCAUAAUGCCAUAGUAAGUGUCAAUAUAGUGACAUAUAUAGCACAUCAUGACUGGUUCAAGACUCUUCAUCCUUGUAUUUAGCAAACAUCAACUGCUUGUAUUGUUUCUUGAAUUGGCUCAUCGUUGUGCAUUGUUUGAUUUCCUUACUCAAUCCAUUCCAUAGUUUGAUUCCACAUACUGAAAUGCUAUGGCUAGCAUAAUGUAGUCCUAGCAUAGAAGUGUUUCAAAUGUACUUCUUCCCUGAGAUCCUAUUUCUCCUCUCUUGUAGAGAAGUAUUGGAUGACAUUUUUAGCUAAUUGGUUAUUUUUAGCCUUAUGCAUUAUUUUAGCUGUUUGAAGAUGAACUAUAUCAGCAAGUUGAAGUAUUUGUGAUUUUAGAAAGAAGGCGUUAGUAUGUUCUCUGAAUUAUCCUUACUGACCUUUUUUGCAGUACAUUUAGCGAGUGAAGAUUGCUUUUAUAGUUAUUAGCCCAUAUUUCCACACAAUAAGUAAGAUAUGGUAGAACCAGAGAGCAAUAAAGAGUGUGGAGUGAUUUCUGAUUGAGAACUAAUUUUGCUUUGUUCAAUACUGAAAUAUUUCUGGCCACCUUAUGUUGUAUAUUUGUAAUAUGAGGUUUCCAGCUCAUAUUUUCAUCUAUUGUGAUCACCAGAAAUUUAUUUUCCUUCACCCUUUCAAUGUCCACACCGUCUACUAGGCCAUUUUAUUCCACCCGAGACAGAUUAUACCCCGUAUAAAAUGUUUUUUUUUUAUAUUAAAAAGGCGACCAUUGCGUCCUUGGAUAUCAUUUGAGCUGCAAUUUUUCAU